Molecule: messenger RNA, 3070 nt
Organism: Oncorhynchus masou masou (cherry salmon)
Lineage: Eukaryota; Metazoa; Chordata; Actinopteri; Salmoniformes; Salmonidae
Gene: fshr
Product: follicle stimulating hormone receptor
Exons: 12
Biological process (GO): adenylate cyclase-activating G protein-coupled receptor signaling pathway; follicle-stimulating hormone signaling pathway; male gonad development
Cellular component (GO): plasma membrane
Molecular function (GO): thyroid-stimulating hormone receptor activity; protein binding; follicle-stimulating hormone receptor activity
Source: RefSeq, a predicted model, not a curated record
UGAGGAGGGAGAGACGGAAAAGGGAACGGCGGGAUGAGUUUGUGGGCACUGCUGAAGCACCUGUGUACAUGUAAGCAUUUACGGCGGAGAGGUGAUAGGGAUCUGAAAAGAGAGGACAAGAAGACAGAGAAGAAGAAGACAGAGAAGAAGUAGACGAAAGAGGAGAAGAGAAAUAAACGGAGAGGCAGAAAGAGAAGAGGUGCUGGGACGAGAAAAAGACAGGCGAGUUGAAGCCAUUCUGGACACUUUAGAACAGAGAAGAGAGGUGGAGGAGGGAGAUGAUGAAGAUGAAGAAGAUUAUGAAGAUGCUGCUGUGUGUGUUGGGCUGUGUGUCUAUGUCUCAGGCAGAGGUAGCAAUGGUAAACUCUGGGACAACAUUUACCUACCUCUGUAUGGGUAACACCAUCACACACAUGCCCACACACAUCCCCAAGAACACCACUGACCUGGAGUUCAAACAGACGCACAUCAGAGUGUUUCCCCAAGAAGCCUUCACCAACCUACAGCAGCUCACUGCCAUUGUGCUGACAGAGAAUGGUAUGUUAGAGAGCAUCGGGGCUUUUGCAUUUGCUAACCUCCCCAGACUAACUGAGAUAACCAUCACCAAGUCAAAACACCUGGUCAUCAUCCAUCAUCAGGCUUUCAUUGGACUCCCGAAACUCAGUCACCUGACGAUCUGCAACACUGGACUGAGGGUUCUACCUAACUUCUCCCGGAUCCACUCCGCCGCCAUGACGUUUCUUCUGGACCUGCAGGACAAUGUACACAUAGUGAUCAUCCCCAGCAACGCUUUCCUCGGCCUCACCACUAAUACCAUUGAUGAACUACGACUGACCAAGAACGGCAUCAGUGAGGUGGAGAGUCACGCCUUUAACGGAACCAAGAUACACAAACUGUAUCUCAUGGGCAACCUGCAACUUUCUCAUAUGCAUAAUAAUUCCUUCAAAGGAGCAGAGGGGCCAGGGUACCUAGACAUCUCUCGUACAGCGCUGAGUUCCCUGCCAGAGUCAGUGCUGGGUGAAGUUGAGCAUCUGUCCGCUGUCUCGGUGUUCUCACUCAGAACGCUGCCUCCCCUGUCCCUAUUCACAAAGCUACGACAGGCUAACCUCACCUACCCAUCUCACUGCUGCGCCUUCCAUAAACACCAGAGGAACAGGUACGAAGACAAACACACACUCCAAGAUAGAAUAUGUCUGUGUAUAUUAUGUCACAUAUAAAUUAAUGUGUGUGUUUGCGUCUGUAUUUUCGCAUUCUUGCGUGCAUUUGUCAGGACCUUCCGGAUGACCUCCGCGUGCUUUAAACCCGGGGCUCAGAACAACCUCCACUUCUUUAUGGACUUCUGUUUAAAUUGGACGUCUGUGGCCUGUAGUCCCGCCCCCGAUGCCUUCAACCCCUGUGAAGACAUCAUGGGCUCCGCCCCUCUACGUGUCCUCAUCUGGAUCAUCUCUGUGCUCGCACUGUUAGGCAACACCAUCGUGCUGCUUGUGUUGCUAGGCAGCCGAGCGAAGAUGACGGUGCCACGCUUCCUGAUGUGCCACCUGUCCUUUGCCGACUUGUGUAUGGGCAUAUACCUGGUGGUCAUAGCAACAGUAGACGUGCGUACGAGAGGUCUGUACUACAACCACGCUAUCAGCUGGCAGACCGGGGCGGGCUGUGACAUCGCCGGGUUCUUCACUGUGUUUGCCAGUGAGCUGUCUAUGUUUACUCUGACGGCCAUCACCCUGGAGCGCUACCACACCAUCACCCACGCUCUCAGACUGGACCGCAAGCUCCGCCUCCGACACGCCUGUGCUGUCAUGGCUACCGGCUGGGCCUUCUCCUGUCUGGCGGCUCUGCUACCCACUGUAGGGGUAAGCAGCUACAGCAAGGUGAGUAUCUGCCUGCCCAUGGAUGUGGAGUCGCUGCCGUCUCAGGUGUUUGUCAUGUUCCUCCUGCUGCUGAACGUGGUGGCCUUCCUGUGCGUGUGUGUGUGCUACCUGAGCAUCUACCUGUCUGUCCGUAACUCCUCCUCCCCCCCAGCCAGUGCUGAAACUUGCAUGGCUCAGCGGAUGGCCAUCCUCAUCUUCACGGACUUCCUGUGCAUGGCGCCUAUUUCCUUCUUCGCCCUCUCUGCUGCGCUCAAACUACCCCUCAUCACCGUCUCCGACUCCAAGCUGCUAUUGGUCCUAUUCUACCCAAUAAACUCAUGCGCCAACCCCUUCCUGUACGGAUUAUGCACCCGGACAUUCCGCCGGGACUUCUUCCUGCUGGCAGCGCGAUAUGGCCUGUUCACGACCAAAGCCCAGGUCUACAGGACAGAGAGUUUCUCCGUCCAGCAGGCUGCAUGGAUCCAAAUGUCGCCCAAAGCCUCCCACGGGACACUGUGUUAAUUGGUUCAAAUCAGCCAAGCCACCGGACCCCUACUGAAACCCUGACCUUUAACCCCUCACCCCUGAACCCAAGACCAGGCACGGGACACUGUGGCCGGUUUAAACAACAACAGCUUCUCUGAGAGGGAUGGGACCCUGAUGCCUCAGAGUACGCACACACACGUACGCACUCAUACACACAUGCACACAGACACACACAGGACUGCAGGAGGUGUGCGCAGUGACAGGCUGCUGUUUAAUAGUAGCAGAUGGCUGUUUAGUAGUACUUUAGUUAGUGUUUGACUUCACAAAUUCACCCGAUCGCAUCAACAUACUGAACCCUCUCUCUGCUCUCUACCUCCUCCCUCUCUCUAUCUUUCUUUCCCCUCCCUCUGUCUUCUCAAUAUAGAGUAAACACAGUUCAAGAUUUGUUAAAUGUUUUUAAGAGAUAUGUAAAGAUGUUUUUUUGUUUGUUGUUGCUUCCAGACCUGGGUCAGAUACAGACACAAAGAGGUGCUUUGUGUUUUUGAGGUGUGCCUAAUGUAGAUUAGAAAGUUUGCAUUCCAUUGAGCAGGGCAAACCAAACCAACGGCAGAAGUAUUUUAAACUACUUUAAAUGGUUUACUUAACCCAGGUCUGGUUCUUUCAUGAGUUGCAUUUAUUGGUUGUGGAAAAAAUGUGUCUAUAUGAGUUGUGCAUCUACUGUUGUUGAUAAAGCUCUA